Gongylonema pulchrum is the source of this 624-nucleotide messenger RNA. The record is from the annotation of a GenBank genome assembly. NCBI's taxonomy places the organism in Eukaryota, Metazoa, Nematoda, Chromadorea, Rhabditida, Gongylonematidae.
CAUACAUUUCGAGCAUUUCAGUUAUUAACAUUCUGGUGUGGUAUCACUUAUGAAGUACGUAAUCGACAGCACAUUCAAACCGAGAAGCCAUUCGUGAUCAUUGCGAAUCAUCAAAGUUCACUUGAUGUUUUAGGUUUAACUCAUGUAUGGCCAGAAAACUGUGUUAUUUUGCUGAAGAGCAGCCUUAAAUUCAUGCCUGGCUUCAAUCUCUGUGCAUAUCUUUGCAACGCAGUUUUCAUCAACAGGUUCAGUAAGGAAAAAGCACAUAAAUCAGUGGAGCAGGCAAUUGAAGCUGUCAAAAUUUCCAAACGAAAAAUGUGGAUAUUUCCGGAAGGAACCAGAAAUCCCAGUGACACGAUGCUUCCCUUCAAGAAAGGAGCAUUCAUCAUCGCACAAGAAGCCAAAAUUCCCGUUGUUCCAAUUGUAUUUUCAUCAUAUAAACCGUUCUAUCGACGAGCGGAUUGUAAAUUCGACUAUGGCGGCCAUGUAAUCAUCGAAAUCCUUCCGGCUGUUGAUUCGCAAGCAUUUCCAGACGUAGAUAGCUUAUCGAGUGAGUGUCGAACACGGAUGGAAGAGGCCUAUAGGAAACUAAACGAUGAACUUCAUAUAACCAGCCGCGGAUGA